GCUCUAGCGCCAACGAGAUUCCAAGCAUCUCUUUGGCUCGUUCGGCCGUUCAAUCACAUCUCCGUAUCUGCGGGCCCUCCCCGUGAACCUGAACGCUCGCUCACCCCCUUCAGAGCGUCUAUUGGUCGUAGCAGACGUCCGUUUGCCACUCUCCCCGCCCCAAUACGGAAGCGGAGGGGUACCCGGGAUCCGACCGCUAGUGGGUCCAGGCCAUGGGGCAGCCCUGGGCUGUGGGGAACGCGGAGGCGGCGUCCGCGCGGCUUCCUCUUGUGCUCACCGCGCUGUGGGCCGCGGCCGUGGGCCUGGAGCUGGCCUACGUGCUGGUACUGGGUCCCGGGCCGCCCCCACUGGGACCCUUGGCCCGGACCUUGCAGCUUGCGCUGGCAACCUUCCAGCUGCUCAACCUACUGGGCAACGUGGGGCUCUUCCUGCGCACGGACCCCAGCAUCCGGGGUGUGAUGCUGGCCGGCCGUGGUCUGGGCCAGGGCUGGGCUUACUGCUACCAGUGCCAAAGCCAGGUGCCACCGCGCAGCGGGCAUUGCUCUGCCUGCCGCAUCUGCAUCCUUCGCCGGGACCACCACUGCCGCCUGCUGGGCCGCUGCGUGGGCUUCCACAACUACCGGCCCUUCCUGUGUCUGCUGCUUCACACCACAGGCGUCCUGCUGCACGUCUCUGUGCUGCUGGGCCCUGCCCUGUCAGCCCUGCUGCGAGCCCACACACCCCUCCACACCGCCGCCCUCCUCCUGCUGCCCUGGCUCAUGCUGCUCACAGGCAGAGUGUCUCUGGCGCAGUUCGCGCUGGCCUUCGUGACCGACACGUGUGUGGCGGGUGCACUGUUGUGCGGGGCUGGACUGCUCUUCCAUGGGAUGUUGCUGCUGAGGGGCCAGACCACGUGGGAGUGGGCUCGGGGCCGGCGCUCUUACGACCUGGGCCUCUCCCACAACCUGCAGGCGGCCCUGGGGCCCCGCUGGGUCCUUGUCUGGCUCUGGCCCUUCCUGGCCUCCCCGUUGCCGGGGGACGGCAUCAGCUUCCAGACCACAGCUGAUGUGGGACUCAUGGCUUCCUGACUCCAGGAAGAGCCUGAGCUCUUCCUGUACAAGGAGUGGGGAACAGGAGAGGGGGCUCAAAUAACUCAUUUCAGGCCCACCCCCAGCCUCAGAAGGGGCGGCAGGCUGGUACUGAUGCCUGCUUUCGGCAACUCCGGCCCCGCCCUUAGCCCUGCCCUUGCCCGGCUUGGACUCCUAGUGUCCGGGGCUUGGGCCCUGCGGCUCUGCCUCUAUCAGUGGCCCCUGAGCACAGCGCAGGGUCUGGCAGGGGGCCGCUCGGCCUGCCCAGCUGCCCCUUUGCCAGGUUAAUAAAGUGCCCACUUGGUUCUUG
Messenger RNA from Physeter macrocephalus (sperm whale), 1377 nucleotides. It is a transcript of the gene ZDHHC24, whose product is annotated as zinc finger DHHC-type containing 24. The coding region runs from base 213 to 1067 and encodes 284 amino acids. The transcript has 3 exons. The record is from RefSeq and is a predicted model, not a curated record. Lineage: Eukaryota; Metazoa; Chordata; Mammalia; Artiodactyla; Physeteridae. Gene Ontology annotation, molecular function: palmitoyltransferase activity.